AUGUCUGAUGGAAAGAUUGUCUCGUCUCUCUCGUGGCUCUCGACCCGUUUGGCCGGCUCGCUCUUCAAGGACAAAUACACGCUGGGCCAGAUCGUGGCGGACAUCGUCUCCUUGGGCGCGAUUAUUUCUCUAUGGGUCGUGACCAGAGGUCCCAGGCAGAUCUUCGACGUGAACCCACAGUCGGCAAGAGGUCUCCUAAUCGGCAUCAGCGCGCUGAUUCUCUGGUACGUGGUCACGAUCAUCGACCUGUUCCUGCACGAAGCCCGUAUCUCGGUGCCGUACAACUACUUCUUCAUCGACGUGCCCAUAUUGGCACUAAAACUCUGCGGCGAAGGGUUUCUUGUUGCGACAACCUACCGUAUCGUUGUCCUCCACCUCCAACAGCAGACGCGGAAGGCCAAGGUCGCGCUGGUUCUGGGCGAGGUCCUCAUCCUGGCACUUCUCGUCACAGCAAUGUACUCCCUCGGGAGUCUCAUCGCCAGACAGAUCGUCUGGCUUCAGCUCGCGGACGAGAAGACACGCAACAGCUUCGCCUGGCCACAAAGGAAGCUUGAAGCCGCCUUUCACUGCAUUCAAUUUUGCAUGGGGUUGAUCGCCACGGUUUUUGCUGGAAUCAAUGCGUGGAUGAUCCAUCAAGCACACGGCAAGCUCACAGCUAUCACUCACAGGCUCUUCUGGGCGGCGUUGAGCUUGUGGAUAUGGUGCACUUCCGAGAUGGUAUUCGUGCUCAAGUACCAGCUCGGCCAGCAUCUUCCAGCCAAGAAUACCGGCCUAGCCCGCGAUACCAUCUACGAUUUCUUCUUGCUCGCAUCCUUGAUCCUGCUUGCCUUUGAUUGGAAAAGCAACAACAAGCAGCUCAGUGGCAACAGGGCGGGCCUCCCGCCGCACCUGCGCCCACUACUCGCGGAUAUGACGGCUGCGUGUCGAGCCCAUAUCGUCGAGCAGCUGCGCACCAGAACCAACGAUCUCGAGAAACCACCGCCAAUGGCAGACUUGAUCCGGGACUUGAGGCGGAAUCCGAGUGCGGCCUUCCGCGGUGACAUCGUAGAAGAUCGGAGAAGGUUGGAUGUCCAAGCUCUCAGGAUGCUGGACGAAAGGUACAGAGCUUAUGUGACGGAGUUGCAUACGAGGUAUGGAGACCUCAGGUGUACGAGGGUGGCAAGGGAGGUUUAG
This is a messenger RNA of Cladophialophora carrionii CBS 160.54, 1173 nucleotides long. RefSeq lists its product as uncharacterized. The transcript has 2 exons. NCBI's taxonomy places the organism in Eukaryota, Fungi, Ascomycota, Eurotiomycetes, Chaetothyriales, Herpotrichiellaceae. The record is from RefSeq and is a predicted model, not a curated record. Bases 1 to 1173 code for a protein of 390 amino acids.